UUCUCCGCCUGCUUUGUGAACGGGGCACACUCCGGCACCCUGGCUCAAGGCCAGCCGGGCAGACAAAGGAGACUGAAGCUGAAUGCAUUCAAUGUUUGAGCUGGCAUCGCCUGUCCCUGUGGCCAAGUGCCAGGCAGGGGCUCUGGCACCGAUGAGCUUUGUAUUCCCCUACUUCUCCGGGGCCCAAAAAACAGCUGAGUUCUCAGGCUGGGCUGGUUCUGGGCCCCCUUGAACAGAACCUAUCCAGAUGGGGAAGAGAUCCCUGCAAACAAAUCGGUUGAUCCAUUGCCCCGAACUUCUUUGCAGUUCUUUGCGAUGCUUCCCUCACUCUCCCUCCAGCGUCCGGGCUCGGCUAAAUGAGCUCUGGAUGUCCUUUGACGAAGAUUUCCCGUUUCCAAGCCAGCCUGGCAUUGUGUGCCUUUCCUUCCACCACCACCCACCCUCACCCUCCAGCUGGGUGAAGCUGGCACGGCUGCAAAAGGCGGCCAUCUGCAUUGCGUUUGGGGGGGGGCGGUGGCGCAGCCAAGUCCGAGCCCCCCCCCUCUCCUUUUGUUCCUGGGGGCCUGCUGCCGGCAGAGGAGGCUCUGGCUGCCGGAGGCUAUGUCCUACUACGUGUUUGAGGGCCAAGGAGCAGCUCAUUCUCCUUCUACCAGUAUGGCGGGCUCGGGGCAGUACCGACAUCUGAUUAAUGACUACGGACCCCCGUCUCUAGGCUACACGCAAGGAGGGCAGCAGGGCAGCGGCAGCAACCAAGUCCCUCAGAGCAAAUACGCAGAACUCCUGACCAUCAUCGAAGAAUUAGGAAAAGAAAUCAGACCGACGUACGCCGGGAGCAAAAGUGCCAUGGAAAGGCUAAAACGAGGUAUCAUUCACGCCAGAGGCCUGGUCCGAGAAUGUUUAGCAGAGACGGAGAGAAAUGCAAGAUCUUAAGAUCCCUUCGGCCCCUGCCUCCCAAGUGAUCCCUUCCCCGUUCCUCUGGAAAAAAAUGCAGACCAAUCCUUCCAAACUGGCAAUUCUACACAGCUUCUUUCUAAUUUGGGAUGAUAGUUCCCCUUUUCGAGAACGGUGGCCGAAGAUUGCUGGGCCCCCGUUGAAUUCCUGCUCCAAUUCAAGAUGUUUCUAUCCUUUCACAAACUUACUUUUGACUCUUAUUCUUUCUGCAAGCCACCAUCCUGGAUCGAUCCAUUAAAAAAGAGGAAAAAAAAGAACCCCACCCCUUGGAAGAAUGGAAAUGGGUUCAGAGGGCUGUUUUUUUUUGUUCUUUUUCCACCCAAAGUCUGCUCAACAAAAGCUUUGCUUCUUUCCCAUUUAUUUUGCCAUCUGCACCCAACAUCCCCUCUCAAACUUUCUGCCAUCGCUUUCCAGACUCGCAAACCUCUCAAGAUCGUUUUCCGGUCUGCGUUCAGGGCCGGUUGAGGGAAUCCGUUGCAGCUUUCCAGAGAUUCCCUCGGCUGAAAUAAAAGCUGGACAGGUUCCCCUCUCGGAAAUCUCCCUCCUUGCGUUACUGGCGUUUUUCUAUACAAUGCAUCAGUAGGUUUUGCGUCGAUGAGUUGUGGACAUCCACAAACACACCAGAAUCCUGCACAACGCACCCAGGUAAAUUCUUAGGAUUUGCAGGGUAAGCCUCUUUUUUGGGGGGAGAAAAAUUGCCUUAAUCACCCCCAAAUUAACUUCCCAGCCCAACGAUUUCAGGAAUUGUUUUUAAGCUGGAAGGAUUCUAAACCUGCCUGCCAUCUGCCCUUCAAGCGCCAUAAUAUUUUUUUUUGGCACACAGACCAUAAACAAUCUCUCUGAAAACGUCCCUUUCUUUGCAUGAGUUUUCCCCAACCAUCUCCCCCAAAAAACGCACAAUUUCCUCCCAAGCAGAAAACAGCCAAUUUUCAGCCCCGUAUUAACAAUUCUCUCCCCUCAUCCCUGGAUUUAAAUUGCAACUUUGCCUCUUUGUAUGUAUUUAUUACUUGACGUAAUAAAGCUUAUUUUCAGUAA
Messenger RNA from Pantherophis guttatus, 1986 nucleotides. It is a transcript of the gene CDK2AP1, whose product is annotated as cyclin dependent kinase 2 associated protein 1. Gene Ontology annotation, cellular component: cytoplasm; nucleus. NCBI's taxonomy places the organism in Eukaryota, Metazoa, Chordata, Lepidosauria, Squamata, Colubridae. The record is from RefSeq and is a predicted model, not a curated record.